CUCUCUCUCUCUCUCUCUCUCUCUCUCUCUCUCUCUCUCUCUCUCUCUCUCUCUCUGGUUCAUCUACAGAGUUAAUAAUCAUUAAGCGAAGAAGAUCCCUAGAAAGAUUGAUCAGAGAAAGUCUCAGCUGAAGCACGUUUUUGGAAAACCCAGAUUUGACGGGUAUAUAUCUAAUAUUUUCUUUCAAUUUGGAUCAAUUCUCUUGAUUUUCUACCUUUAUAGAGCUUAUUGAUUCGUUUCCCUUUGACCCAAUUUUGCUUUCUUUAUUUAGAUUUCAAAUUUCUUACUCGAUUUCGUUUUGUGCCCCAUUUGAGGAUCUUCGUUGUAGACGCGAUUCUCAGUGGUUCUGAGUGUUAAUUCGAGUAGAAUCUCUUCUGGGUAACGUUUCUCAUUUGAAAUUCACAGUAAAGUUUUGAUCUUUCAUUCUUUUCGUUUUUUUCAAUAUCCAGUUUAUCCAUAGUAGUUGACUAUUGCCAACCUUAUCUGACGGCAGAAUUUUGUCCCUUUCUGAUUUGUAAUUUUGCAGUUCGACUAAUGGAAUGUGGAGUUGUUGAUUGAGAAUUGCAUUUUUUAUUAUGAUUAGAGAAUUACCAACUCAUUGUUCCAAAAGCUUGUGCUUAUCAUCAUUGCUAUCUUGAUGCAAAUCUGAAUCCAGUUUCUGGUUUUGACUUUACUUUGAAGCUUUUUUUUUUCAGUUAUGUGAAAAUGUUGCUGUGAUUUGUUAGAUGGUUUCAAUAUGCCUAAACAAAUUUGUACUUGCUAGUUACAAUAUUUGAAUCAUGUCUAGGGGACAGUUGCUUUACUUGUUUGCAUUUUGGAGGUAGUGAUCUGAAGCAUUAACUUAAAUUGAAGUAGCAGGUUGUGACAUUGUAACAUUAGAUGUUAAGUAAUGCCGCUGCCAUGGCAGUGACUAUUUCAUUUGUUAAAAUUUUGUUCUACUUACUUUGGCAUUGACAUGUAGUGUAACGAGCUAAUAGAGGAUUGUUACUUUUUUCUGCAUCUAUAAUCAGUUGCUUUGAAUGGUUUCAGGUACUAAGAAGCUGUGGAGGAUCUAUAUUUGAAAGAAGAGAACAAGGAUGCGUAGGUGGAUCUGUUGUGGGGAUAAAAAAGGAGAUUCAGAUUUAUCAAAUGAAGAGGUGCAUUUGAAAAGUCCAUGGCAAAAUUCUGAGGCAAAUCAAAAGAAUCAAAAACCACAAGCUGUUGUAAAGCCUGAGGCGCAGAAAGAAGCUCUUCCCAUCGAAGUUCCUCCCUUGUCUGUGGAUGAGGUUAAAGAAAAGACUGACAAUUUUGGAUCUAAGUCUCUGAUUGGUGAGGGUUCUUAUGGAAGGGUAUAUUAUGCAACUCUAAAUGAUGGGAAAGCAGUUGCUUUGAAGAAACUCGAUGUUGCACCUGAAGCUGAAACAAACACCGAGUUCCUGAAUCAGGUUUCCAUGGUUUCAAGACUAAAACAUGAGAAUCUCAUUCAACUGGUUGGUUAUUGUGUUGAUGAAAACCUCCGUGUUCUUGCUUAUGAGUUUGCAACAAUGGGAUCACUGCACGACAUUCUACAUGGUAGGAAGGGAGUUCAAGGAGCACAGCCAGGUCCAACACUUGACUGGUUAACGAGGGUGAAGAUAGCUGUUGAGGCAGCUAGGGGUUUAGAAUACCUUCAUGAGAAGGUUCAGCCUCCUGUAAUACAUAGAGACAUAAGAUCUAGCAAUGUUCUCCUUUUUGAAGACUAUCAAGCAAAAGUUGCAGAUUUUAAUCUCUCAAAUCAAGCUCCUGAUAAUGCUGCUCGUCUUCACUCUACGAGAGUUUUAGGCACCUUUGGCUAUCACGCUCCAGAAUAUGCUAUGACAGGACAGUUAACGCAGAAGAGUGACGUGUAUAGCUUUGGGGUUGUUCUUCUAGAGCUUUUGACAGGAAGGAAACCUGUAGAUCAUACAAUGCCACGCGGCCAACAGAGUCUUGUAACUUGGGCUACACCGAGACUCAGUGAAGAUAAAGUGAAGCAAUGUGUUGAUCCAAAGUUAAAAGGAGAAUAUCCUCCUAAAUCAGUAGCCAAGCUAGCAGCGGUGGCAGCAUUAUGUGUGCAAUACGAAUCUGAGUUUAGACCAAAUAUGAGUAUAGUUGUAAAAGCUUUGCAGCCACUUCUCAAACCACCAGCACCAGCCCCAGCCCCAGUACCGGAAUCCUGAGUUUGUGCACCUUUUAAAUACCAGCCAUCUUCUUCGUGCAAUAGAGUUGGGUUCUUUGUUCAUACAAAGUGAGAAUUAUACUCUGAUUUGGGAAAAACAUAGACAUGAUCUUACUAUUAGUUUUCAUUUUGGUGUUAAAGAAGAGUGCUUAAUAUUUCUCAUUUGUUAUGUGAGGUAUUGGAAACAGGCUUUUUUUACUUGAUUGGCGUGGAGAACAAACAUGUUUUGCAUUUGGUGUCUUUUUUUUUUGUUCUCCUUUUCUGAAUAUAUUGACAAGCUCUGUUUAAGGGUUUCUGAAUCCACCAUUUGAAAUUGUUAUUCUUUUUAACCUUUACACAGUC
This is a messenger RNA of Arabidopsis thaliana (thale cress), 2518 nucleotides long. Its product is annotated as Protein kinase superfamily protein. Gene Ontology annotation, cellular component: plasma membrane. Lineage: Eukaryota; Viridiplantae; Streptophyta; Magnoliopsida; Brassicales; Brassicaceae. The record is from RefSeq and is marked reviewed. The transcript has 7 exons. The coding region runs from base 1077 to 2177 and encodes 366 amino acids. Gene Ontology annotation, molecular function: ATP binding; kinase binding; protein tyrosine kinase activity.